AAGGCAGUGAUCAAGAACGCAGACAUGUCUGAAGAGAUGCAGCAAGAUGCUGUGGAGUGUGCCAUUUUGGCCAUAGGGGAUUAUAAUGUUGAAAGAGAAACUGUUGCCCUUAUAAAGAGUGAGUUUGAGAAGAAAUAUAGUCCCACUUGGCACUGCAUUGUAGGAAGGAAAUUUGGCAGCUAUGUGUCUCAUGAGACCAAGCACUUCACCUUGUUCCUUGUGCUUGGAGGAAAUAUUCUUCUGUUUAAAGCUGGUUAGAGCUAUGGAUCAUAGUUCAAAGUUGCUCACGCUUACAGGACUGCACACUUAAUGGCAGCAGCUUAGUGCCUUCAGCCUUCCUGAGGAGGCAGACCUUGGUCUUCAGGGGUAAUAUCAGGGAUUUCUCUGGAGUGGCUGGUGUUUUUGUUGUGUUUGGGGGGG
This is a messenger RNA of Haliaeetus leucocephalus (bald eagle), 420 nucleotides long. Its product is annotated as dynein light chain 2, cytoplasmic-like. Bases 25 to 258 code for a protein of 77 amino acids. Gene Ontology annotation, molecular function: dynein intermediate chain binding; dynein light intermediate chain binding. The transcript has 2 exons. Gene Ontology annotation, biological process: cilium assembly; microtubule-based process. The record is from RefSeq and is a predicted model, not a curated record. NCBI's taxonomy places the organism in Eukaryota, Metazoa, Chordata, Aves, Accipitriformes, Accipitridae. Gene Ontology annotation, cellular component: cytoplasmic dynein complex.